Messenger RNA from Sorex fumeus (smoky shrew), 1345 nucleotides. RefSeq names its product calmodulin-lysine N-methyltransferase (gene CAMKMT). The record is from RefSeq and is a predicted model, not a curated record. The coding region runs from base 277 to 1203 and encodes 308 amino acids. Gene Ontology annotation, cellular component: cytoplasm. The transcript is spliced from 13 exons. Gene Ontology annotation, molecular function: calmodulin-lysine N-methyltransferase activity. Lineage: Eukaryota; Metazoa; Chordata; Mammalia; Eulipotyphla; Soricidae.
CGCCCCGGAGUCGCCGGCGACGCGCCGCCGGGACGCCGCCCGGUUGCUAGGAGACGCGGCCGGAAGCGCGGGGCGCCGCGAGGUCCUGUCAGGGCGCGAGUGGAGGGUCCUGGCCGGGCAGAGCGGAGGGUCCUGGCGGGAGCGAGUGGAGGGUCCUGGCGGGAGCGAGUGGAGGGUCCUGGCAGGGCAGAGCGGAGGGUCCUGGCAGGAGCGAGUGGAAAGUCCUGGCAGGAGCGAGUGGAGGGUCCUGGCCGGGCGCAGCGGCCGGCGCCCGACAUGGACUCGGAAGUGGCCGCGGCCGGGGCGGACACGCGGCCGCACACGGCGCUGGCCCCCGCCCGCUGGCAGCUGCUGCGGCAGGUUCUGAAGCACGGGCGCGUGGACGAGCAUCUGCGGCGUGUGUCUGUGAGAAGAUUCGAGUCCUUCGGCCUGUUUUCUGUGACGGAGGCGGAGGCGGAGGCGGCAGGCCCGGCCGGGGGUCGGUGGCUCCUGUAUACCAGCGUCAUCUCCCCUGAGCACAGUGUCUUUGUGAGGCAUCAUGGUGGAUCACUGAAUGUUAAAGAUGUUCUUACAAGCUUCGACAACACAGGAAAUGUUUGCUUGUGGCCCGCCGAGGAAGUCCUGGCGCACUACUGCCUGCAGCACGCGGACAUCUUCAGGGGCCGAGCCGUGUGCGAGCUGGGAGGGGGCAUGACAUGCUUGGCUGGGCUCAUGGUCGCCGCUUCUGCCGAGGUCACGGAAGUUCUGCUCAGUGACGGGAACGGAAAGGCCAUCCGCAACGUGAAUGACAUCAUCGCUCGGAACCGGAAGGCCGGGACGGUGAAGACUGCUCAGCUCAGCAGCCGCGUUUUACGAUGGGAUAAUGAGGCAGAUGUCUGUCAGCUGGAAGGACAUUUUGACAUUGUUAUGUGUGCUGACUGCCUCUUUCUGGACCAGUCCCGAGCCAGCCUGGUGGACGCCGUGUGGCAGCUGCUGCGGCCAGGGGGACAGGCGGUGGUGUGUGCCCCGCGCCGGGGGCAGACGCUGAGCCAGUUUUGCUGUCUGGCCGAACAGGCUGGUUUCUCCCUGCAAUGCCAUGAGAACUACGAUGAGCACGUCUCGCGCCUGCAUGCCAAGCUGAAGGAAGAAAGGCCGGAUGUCUACGAGGAGAACCUCCACUAUCCGCUCCUCCUCCUCCUCACCAAGCGUGGCCGAGCGGACUGAGCCUGGGGACAUGCCUCAGGGACAUGCUGUCCACGUCCCGCCUCCCGCUGCCGCCCAGCGCUGGCCCUGCCGAGCCCACGUCUCCGAGGGCAGCUCCUGCCCCUCUCCCGACCCGUGUCUUUGUUCUGUUCUGGGGGGUCCG